CACAAACACGUUCGUGUGGAUCUCGCUGCAUUACAAACUCGGGUGGGGCUUUUUAAUUUUAUUUCCACACGGAGCCACCGUUGAAAAGGCGCCAGGCUGCUCUCGCUGUUCUUAUUUCGCCGCUGUGAUCGUCGGUAAUGUUCCGCUGCGGGAUCGCUUACCCCCGGUGCAGGUGGAUCGUUCCCCUGCUGCUGCUCUUCGCCAUUAUUUUUGACCUGAUCGCCAUCGCGGUCACCUCGGGCUGGGUGGAGGACGAGGACGCCAAGUCCCACUACGCCAGUAUGUGGGAGGAAUGCCGAGGCAGGAACAACGACUGGCAGUGCAGGUCGCUUAUGACCAACCCUUGGGCCCAGGCCGUAGCUGCUCUGAUGAUCAUCGGCCUUCUCAUCCUCAUUGUUGCCUUCAUCAUCUCCUGUGUGGCUCUGUGCUGCACACUCAACGUUUCCCUUCUGCCCAUCGUCGGAGUGCUGUGUAUCAUUGUUGUCAUUAUACAGUUCAUUGCCCUGAUCAUCUAUCCAGUCAAAUUCAACGAGACGAUCUUUGAGGGCAACUAUUACUACACCUGGGCCUAUGGAUUUGGUUGGGGCGCCACCAUCCUCACCAUCGGCUGUGCCAUCCUCUUCUGCUGCUUGCCGCGCUAUGAGGAUGAGCUGUCCGGCCUGGCCAAGACCAAAUACAUCUACACUUCUUCCUAGAGACACAGUGACCCAGCCACCCAGUUGUUGUCAGGUUUCACUCUGAGCUGGACCUGCUGGACACACUGAACAUUCUUUGUACACUACAUCAAAACCCAGGGUGGCUCAUUUCACUCAAUUUAGGUCUGUCAGUGGAAAGAGUGUAUUCUGGAAGUGGACUGUGCUUGAUCAUCUGAACAGUUUUAACAUUAAGAUUCUAACAAAUCCAAUCCAAAACCACCCAAGUGCACUUAACAUAAAGGAUGUUGUUAGAGCUGACAUAGGACCUUAGGGCUCAUUCAUCUCGAUUCCAGUGUAGAAUGCAAGUGCAAACUAAGAGUUUUUCAAGGUGGGAAAAUGAAAUCCUGAAUCAACAUUUCAUUUUUGGCCCACAUGCUCAUGACUUUAUGCAUUUCUCCAAAAUGUCAUUUUUUUAUUCUGUUUUUUAUUGUGCAGAAGGUAAGAGGGAAUGAAAGGCAUAGAUUCAAAAACAAAUAUACUCUGGAAAAAAUGGAAAAGUGCAUAACAGUUGUAUUUAUAUAUUUUUGCACCAUGUUAUGCAUUUUUUUAAACGUUGUUUGUUGUCUGAAUUUAGCAUUGAGUGUUCUUAGUCACCAAAGGGAAAAACCGGGAAGGGGGCGGUUUUGUGCUAUUUUGGUAUCUGUUUAAUACACUAAUAACACUCUUCACGGGUCGGCGUUUGAAUUUUCUUACAUAGCAAGGUUGUUUUUUCUGUCUCCAUAAAAUAGAAAUGUUUUCAUUGAGGCAAAUUAUUAUGUCUAUUGUAGAUAGUAUUUUACUGUAGGAUUCUUCUAAAAGGAACAUUUAGAUUACAAAUGUUCAGGAGUGGCUGAAUAAAAAAAAAAAAAAAAAAAUCCCCAACAAUCUUGAGAAUAUUGCAACAGAUUUUUGGCAGGAGAAACUGAUCUGAAAUUGUAGGUUUAAUGCUUAUUUUGUUUAAGGGGGAACAAUAUUACCUGAAUUUUUAGUCUGGUCAUUUUGUGUAUUAGCAGUUUUUUUUUGUUUUUUGUUUUUACACCAAACUGGCGGAGAUGGUUUCAUAUUAUAGAAUUUUGCUAAUAGAGUAUAAAUUGGUGUAACUGCUAAUCUUAAUUGCUGUUAAAAUCUAUUUUUUAUGGAAAUACUUAAAGGUGAAAAAAGUUGUAGUCUUUCAUUGACCAUGUUGUAUCGUGGAACAAAACUUUUGCAGUGUAUUACACUAAUCAGAUUAAUUUUUUAUUACUGUACGCUGUUUGACACAGUCAAGAUGUUCAGACUUUAAAUGUAUGUAAAGUGUGCCUUAGUGUCUUCAGUGUUGCAUUGUUGGAUCUUUGGCUGUCAAAUUAAACUCACCUGCCUGGUUUCACUGAGUCAUAAUUCCUCUUUAACAUUGUCAUUAGAUAAAUGUAUUUCGUGUGAAGGCUGAAUUCAUGCCCAAACACGCCCACAUUUUAAUUAUGCCAAAGACUUUUAAGGGAAAACUGAUCUUUGCCUGGGAGAGUAACUACGUAAUUUGUGUAGAAAUAAAAAAUACCGUUACUGAUUUAUCACACCACUCUGUUUGUUGCCAAACAAAAAGGUGGUGCAUUUCAAAAGCUUCAACACUAAAAGUAUGACUCUUGAGGAACUGGGAUUUAGGUUGUGACAGGCCAGAUUCCAACAUGUUCACACUUGACAAAAAAACAUGAAUGGGGCCUUAUUUAAAGUUAAGUUAAAACACCAGUUUUAACAGCACAACACUGGUUAUUUUAUCCUUAUUUACUGUAUUCAUCCACUGCUGUUAACGGCUGUUUGUUGUUCUGCAAUUGUAUGAACUGCUAAUGUUUGGUAGAUUGUGUAUUUUUGCAAUAAAGAGUUUUGAUUUCAAUAAGGUA
Thalassophryne amazonica is the source of this 2548-nucleotide messenger RNA. It is a transcript of the gene perp, whose product is annotated as p53 apoptosis effector related to pmp22. NCBI's taxonomy places the organism in Eukaryota, Metazoa, Chordata, Actinopteri, Batrachoidiformes, Batrachoididae. The record is from RefSeq and is a predicted model, not a curated record. Bases 138 to 695 code for a protein of 185 amino acids. Gene Ontology annotation, biological process: cell-cell adhesion. The transcript has 3 exons. Gene Ontology annotation, cellular component: membrane; cell-cell junction.